Molecule: messenger RNA, 478 nt
Organism: Cervus elaphus (red deer)
Lineage: Eukaryota; Metazoa; Chordata; Mammalia; Artiodactyla; Cervidae
Product: skin secretory protein xP2-like
Exons: 2
Coding region: 1-411 (136 amino acids)
Source: RefSeq, a predicted model, not a curated record
AUGCCUCGGCGGGGCUCCUGCCCUGCCCCGACGGCCGCGCGUCCGUCCUCCAGCUCCCCAGCCCAGCGCGUCGGAACCCGCCCGCUGUGCGCUGCUCUGUCGUCCCCUCAGCCGACGCCGGCUGACCCAGCCCUGCUCGGGCGACAGGCGGCUCCCGGAGCUGGGGUGCGGGGGAGCGAGGGGUCGUCCAGAGCCGGCCGGAGAGGGUGGGCACGGGGGCGUGGCAGCCCUGGAACCGCGAGCCCCGAGGAUGAGUGCGCGGCUCCGGUGCCGCUGCGUCUGCGUGGCGGCCCGCGGAAGUCUAGGAGACGCCCAGAAGCGGAUAAAGACGGGAGCCACUUCCCAGGAAAAGAUCAUCUCUCUCCCUCCUCCAAAAGCAUGGGGAGCUGCUUCUGGACUGAGCCGAGCUGAGGCUGGGGGCUGCCCCGGGGUCCUCCCUGGAACGCGAGGCCCAAGACCCCUCCCUCAGUUCCCUCCC